CGUCCCCCCACCCGAACCCUAAACAGGCGACGCGCACGAACAGACACAGAAGGAGAAGCACGCCACCGCUCUCUCGGAGGAGGCGAGGCGCGCGGUGGAGGCGGCGGAGCGAAAGGCGGCGGAUACACAGCUGGCGUCGGAGCGAGCGGCGCACCUCGAAGCCGCCGCGCCGACCACGCUGUCACGCGAUUGGGUCGCCGCGCUCGUGCAGGAGAUGCAAUCCGCCACCGACGUGGACGACGCGCACGCCAGGGCGACCCGCGUGAUGCAGGCGUUCGAGGCUGCGGUCCGAGGCGCGGUGGCGGCCGAGGGAGAGGAGGGCGCCGGGGGAGCCGAGGGGGCGCGUCGCAGGUCGGCGCGACUCGCCGAGGAGAAUCUCAUCUUGAAACGCGCGGUGGCGAUCCAGAACGCGCGCCAGCAGGAGCACGGCGAGCUCCAGCGACAACUGCUGGAGCUUCAGAGGGCGUGCGCCGGGUACCAGGAGCAGUUGCAGGCGGCGCAGAGGCAGAAUUACUCGCUGGGCGUUCACCUCAAGGAGGCGCUCUCGCCCCAGGUGCCGUCGCACAGGAACCCAGACGUCUUUUGAGAAUCGCGUUGGGGCGAUGAGACCCGACGAAGAUGAGAUUCGGACGAGUACCCGAGCACGUCGCCGCGGUGUGAGUCGCCGCCGCGCGUCACGCGUGUAACGAUAGGGCCUAUCGAGAGGAGCGCCGCUCCUCGUUUGUAACAGUAACCAUCACGAUAUAUACGA
Molecule: messenger RNA, 751 nt
Organism: Micromonas commoda
Lineage: Eukaryota; Viridiplantae; Chlorophyta; Mamiellophyceae; Mamiellales; Mamiellaceae
Exons: 1
Coding region: 215-586 (123 amino acids)
Source: RefSeq, a predicted model, not a curated record